Molecule: messenger RNA, 4450 nt
Organism: Engraulis encrasicolus (European anchovy)
Lineage: Eukaryota; Metazoa; Chordata; Actinopteri; Clupeiformes; Engraulidae
Gene: fads6
Product: fatty acid desaturase 6
Exons: 6
Coding region: 1016-2245 (409 amino acids)
Biological process (GO): lipid metabolic process
Cellular component (GO): membrane
Molecular function (GO): oxidoreductase activity, acting on paired donors, with oxidation of a pair of donors resulting in the reduction of molecular oxygen to two molecules of water
Source: RefSeq, a predicted model, not a curated record
AGACAGAACAAGGGAGGCAGAGUGUAAGCAGGAGAGAGAGAGAGAGAGAGAGAGAGAGAGAGAGAGAGAGAGAGAGAGAGAGGACACAUCAGGAGAAGAGGAAGAGAGGAGCCGUAAAUGCUUUUUCCAGCUGUAGCAGCUGCACUGUGGUGGACUUGGCAUCCUGCUCCGUGUGUGUGUGUGUGUGUGUGUGUGUCCUGAGCUGUGUGUGCAUGUGUGAGUGAGUGCAUGCCUGUAUUGGGCAGUGUGUGUGUGUGUGUGUGUGCUAGUGUGUGUGUGUGUGGGAGUGUGUGUAUCGCGUGCUACUUGAGACAUUCGCUGGCCGGCGCUGGACAGGCUGUCUGUGCCGGCGAGCGAGCAGUCAGCUCUGCCAAGAGCAUCACCGUGGGAACAGAGCCGUAAGAAUACUAACAGAAAAGAGAGAGAGAGAGAGAGAGAGAGAGAGAGAGAGAGAGAGAGAGAGAGGCUGAGGGAGGAGAGCAGAGGAGGGAGAAACAAAGUCAACGUGCAGCAGAGGAAAAAAGCGAGAACAUAAACAGCAGGAGGAGGAGAAAGGCAGAACACAGAGAGAGAGAGAGAGAGAGAGAGAGAGAGAGAGAGAGAGAGAGAGAGAGAGAGAGAGAGAGACUGACAAAGGGAGGAGAGGAGGGAGGAAGCAAAUCAACGUGCAGGAGGGGUGGGGAAGCAAGUGCAUAAAGAGAAGGAGGAGGAGGAGGAGAACGAGGGCUGGGACAUUUUUAAAAGGACUGGUCCUUGACGUUUUGCCGGCCCCUCUCUGUUGUGUGCUCUGCCCUUUUCCCUUUUUUUUUCACCGGCAAUGUGUCCAUGUGUGUGUGUUUGUGAAGUAAGAUGACACACCACUACCACUGCUGCUGCUUUUCAUUCUCUUACAGCACUUGAGUCUAUAGUACCUGCACACUUCCUCUCCUCUCUCCCUCUCUCUACCUCUCUGUACCAUUUCUCUAUCCUCCUCUUCUUCUUCUUCUUCCUCAUCCCCUCAUCCCCGGCUUUGGACAUGCAGAGCGUUCCGGAGGAGUGGAGGGAGAACACCUCCACCACCACCACCUCCUCCGACCAGGCGGCUGUCAAGGGCACCGCACAGCCCUGGGAAGGACACACGCUCUUCCAGAGGAACGGCACCACCACCUCCUCCUCCUCCACCACUGCCAAUGGAAGUGCUCCCGCAAAGAGGGACUCCGAGGACACGGACACGGCUCCCCAAGGGAAGGGGCACGGCAAGGGGGCAGAGGCGGACAAGGAGUCCCUGAUGAUGGAGCUGACGCGGCUGGUCCAGAAGACGGUGAAGGAGAGCAGCUGGUGGGAGAGGAGGGGCAUCGACUGUGCCAUCCUGGCCACGGCGUUCGCCUUCCUGCCCUUAGCCUUCCUCCUCCUCAGCUCAUCUCAGGUCCUGCUGUUUGCCAUGGGGAUGCUGGUUAUGGGAGUGGCUCACGGUGUCAUCACCAUCAAGGGGACCCACCUGGCCAGCCACGGGUCGCUAAGCGAGUCCCAGGCCUGGGGGGAGUUCUGGGCCGUUUUCUUCAUUGAGGUGUGUGGUUCCUUCACGGCGCGUGCGGGUGUGCAGGCUCACAUCAAGAUGCAUCACGCCCACACCAACGUCAUCGGCCUGGGAGACUCCAGCACCUGGAAGGUCCCCUCCCUGUCGCGCACGGUCUACCUGUUCAUCGCACCGCUAGCCGUACCCAUCAUUACUCCCCUAGUGGCGUUAGGGCAGCUGAAGGACCACUCGGCAGCGCAGGCCUUGCGUACGGUUGCCAUGGUGAUCCUGGGGUUCUACUCGCAGUACUGGCUGCUGAUGAACGUGUCCGGGUUCGAAUCCCCGGCCGCCGCUGUGCUCUGCAUGCUGGUCUGCAGGGCCAUGACCUCAAUGCCCUACAUACACGUCAACAUCUUCCAGCACAUCGGCCUGCCCAUGUUCUCUCCUACGCGGCGUCCGAAGCGCAUCUACCAGAUGACCCACGGCGUGCUGAACCUGCCCCGCAACCCUGUGCUGGACUGGAUAUUCGGACACUCGCUCAUCAACUGCCACGUCGAGCACCACCUAUUUCCUUUCCUCUCUGACCACAUGUGCCUUAAGGUGAAGCCGAUCGUCUCCAAGUACCUGAAGGAGAAGGAGCUGCCCUAUCAGGAGGACGCCUACCUCUCCAGGCUCCGCCUCUUCUUCCACCGCUACCAGGAGUUCAUGGUCUACGCCCCGCCCAUCACCGAGCUCGUAGGAGUGCAGUGAUGCAGGAGGAGGAGGAGGAGGAGGACGGAGAAGGAGGGAGAGGGAGGGAGAGGAAGAGGAGGGGGAGGAGUACGCCCAACCCCAACCAUCAAUGAACUCAUAUGGGGUGCCGUGAAGGAGGAGGAGGAGGAGGAGGAGGAGAUGAAGGUGAUGAAGGUGUAGAAGGGAGGAUGGAGGGAGGAGAAGGGGAAUAAUAAUGAGAAGAAGGACAAGAAGGGAAGAAUCACUUUUUUGACAGCUUAAUAAAGACACUUUGCUUUCAUGCUGAUGCACAAUUACAUAUGCACAAAGAGAGGGAGAGUCAUAGAGAGGGAGGAAGAAAAGAGAGCGAAGAACUCUCAUUUUUCCUUCCGUAGGCGGCCGAUGAGAUAUUGUGCUUCCAAAACAUCAUCUUCAGGCUAGCAGUGCAGAGGUAUUCAUGUGUUUUCUGAUUUCCCAAUAAUCAUUUUCUAUCUGUACUUCAUAUAUUCAUACUACGCCCACAUAGGCAUCCAUCUACAGAGCAGCAAGCUGUGAGUGCUUUCCAAUAUGCAGACUCCAGUCCUCGGCCUGUGCUUGUGGCCUCGCUUAUCGCUGACGCCCCGCCUCCGUGGAGAAAACGACAAAGUUUCCCCGCUGUCAGCCUAGCCACAACAACUAUGGGGGACUAUUUAUCAUUCACCAUCCUGAUUGCAGAUGAAGAAAAAAAUGACAUUAGAAUUGUGCUUUUGCGAGAUACUGAAAUACAAUUCUGUUGUCAGUGACGUCAUCACCAGGAGGCAAGUGAGCAUGGGAGGACGGGAGUCCGCAUAUCGGAAAGAACCCCCUAACUACUCUGCCCUACAAAGGCAAAGUGCAGAAACUACAUAUUUUGUGAAAAUAGAGUUUAGAUUGACAGCGCUCCUCAUUACGCCUCCAGCUUUUGACAAAGCCUUAUGGUCCAAAUGAAGGUGUAUGAACGGUGUAUCUCCAUUUUGUAGAAUUUUGAGAAAUUGACAUUUUUGUAUUGGACAUUCCAUUGAAUUGCAUUGCAAAAUGCAUUUUAUAUAGGUUAAAAAAGUGUGCUCUCAAGAUAUUUGAAUGGUAAGAAUUCACACAUAGGUGGUAGGCCCUCUGAACAGUCAUUUUCAAUAAUAAAAUGCAAAAGUUAAAAAAUGGAGAUACACCGUUUUGCAAAUAAAGCCUUCAAAUGUCUCCCGUCUUAGAGAUAUUGCUACAGCACUUUCCCUUUGUAUUUGUAGGACAGUAGGCUACAAAGGACAACGCGUAGGGUCAGCAGAAGACCCGCAUGCCUAUUCAAAAAAGAAAUGAUGGCUUAUGGUCAUACGCAAGUCAUACUGUAGAUGUGUGCAGAUACCCCUCCUCUUGGCAGCCUCCAAUGCUGGUGUGUGAAUGUGGGAAUGUGUAUGUGUAUUUGAAAACACUUUGAGACAACUGUAUAGUUGUGAUAUUGUGCUACAUAAAUAUGUUUUGAUUGAUUGAUUGAUUGAUUGAUUGAUUGAGAUCAUCUGCAAUAUAAAUUAUAUGCGGAUAUGACAAGAUGAAGAGCUGUGAAUGAGCUGUGCUCUGAAAUGGAUCGUCUCUGAAAGACACAUUGCACCAGGUAAUGAAAAACUGAUUUUACUCACAAAACCUUAACAAAACAAGUAUUUUAUAACAGUGGCCAGACCUAAAGCACAUUUUAUGUCUGUAGUUAAAUCAUAAUGAAUGGUUGACAUUAUAUUUUUUAAUCAGAGUUGUCAGGAACAUAGAACUGCCAGAAACAGAACGCAAUAUACAGUAUUUACGUACAUCAAUGGCUAACACACAGGCUUACUGUAGCGGCUUUGCACAAAACAAGCAAUGCGUGAAAUCAAAUGAAUAAGGUGUGCGUAAAUGGUAAGACAAUAUCUCGGCACAAUUUUAGUUGAAACAGGGUAAAUAUAUGCCUGCUGGAGUUGCACUAUGCAGGUUUAUAUUGAGUCACUGCCUUUUGGUGCGUCAGCUUUGUCGUAGCGGAGAUCAAUGUGUUACACAGUCUGAUUUCAAAACUGUUAAUUCAAAUGUUACGAAAGACUUCACUGCUGACUUUUGAUGCUUUUCUAUUGUGAAUGGUAACGCUACGCCCUGUGAAUGUCUUUCAUGAACGAAUGUCUGUAAUAAUACGCAACUGUAUAAUUGUUUGCACUGAGAAUUAUAGGCCUACACUGUGUUAGAAAUUAAAAUAUGAUCCAUAAGAUAUCAAAA